CGUUGCGUUCUCUGGCUCUUUCCACUUGCGGCGAACCGGAGAGAGAGAGAGAGAGAGAGAGAGAGAGAGAGAGAGAGGAGGGAGGAGAGGCGGAGAGCAAUCGACGAGGAAGGAAUCGCGAAGCGGGAUCGGAGUGAUUGUAGGAGGAAGGGAAUCGAAUCCGGAAGCAGUAGCGUCUUCUUCUCGGGAUUCCUCGCCUAUCAUUUUCUCUGUUCUUUCCGCCGGAAUCGUCCUACUGAAUCCAGUAGUGUGUUUUCCGAUCGAUCGACUCGUUCUUUCGCGUAGGAGUGGCGGAUCGAUCUUCUCGCAUUCUCAAGGAUGGCUUCUGUGUACCCGGGUCUCGUCGAUGCGGUCCAGGUUGGUGCGUAUUUCUUGAAGAACUACUAUCCGAUACUUCAACAGAAGCCGGAACUAGUUCACCAGUUCUACACCGAAUUGAGCUCCAUGGUACGAUUCGAUGGGACUGACACAGAAUCGGCGAACGGGAUGAUGCAAAUUCAUCGUCUUGUCAUGUGCCUGAACUUUAAGGGGAUAGAGAUUAAGUCAGCCCAUUCCUUGGAGUCCUGGAAUGGUGGAGUUUUGGUGAUGGUUUCUGGUUAUGUGCAAUUGGAAGACUAUAGCUUUAGGAGGAAAUUUGUUCAAACUUUUUUUCUUGCUCCACAAGAGGAAGGAUAUUUUGUUCUCAAUGACAUUUUUCACUUCCUUGAGGAGGAGCACAUUCAUCAGCACCCUGCAGCCCUGAUGCCUCUAGGUGACUUUGAGACUAAUUUGAACGUGUCAAGUCCUGCAGCUGAUACAGUGUCAGUCCCUGAUUACAUGCCGGGAGAAGCUCAGGCUCAGGACUUAGCGCCUCCAGUUCAUGUGGAAGAAAAGGACACAGUGGAGAAUUAUAACAUUGUUGAAGCACCACAGCAACUUUCAGUUUCUGAUGAAAGAUUAGACGAACCUCUUCAAGAUACUGCUUCAUAUCCAGUCGCUUUGGAGAUCACAAGAGAGCCAUCACCUCCUGCUGCUCCUGAAGAGCCUGUUGGAGAGCCAACUAAGCACACAUAUGCCUCUAUUCUUGCAAAAGGCCAAUCUGGUUUACCCAUGCACCAUCCAACGACUAUUGCCAAAGCCUCUCAAGUUGGUUCAGACCGUGCUCAUUCCUCGCAUCAAAUUCCCCAGCAAUCACAGCUGGCUAUUAAUCCUGAGAAACCCAACUCUGAGUCAAUUGAGGAGGCUUUACUAGUUGAAGAUGAAGGUGAUACAAAAUCUGUCUAUGUUGGAAAUCUUCCUUCGUCCAUUUCAAUUUCAGACCUUGAACAAGCCUUCAAGCACUUUGGUAAACUAAGACCAGAAGGUGUUUCUAUCAGAAGCCGCAAGGAAUCUGAUGUUUUUUAUGCUUUCAUUGAAUAUGAAGAUGCCAUCGGUGUACAAAAUGCACUUAAGGCAUCUCCAGUACAGAUAAAUGGGAGGUUGAUUCAUGUCGAGGGGAGAAGACCUAAUAGCGGUGUUUCACGUGGAAAAAGAGGCAGAGGCAGAGGUUACCCCUCAGAGCCCUCGCGAGGGCGAUUUGGUGGCCGGAUUUUCGGGCAAGGUAGCAGCAGGCAAGACGGCAACGAGAGGGACUAUACAAGUCGGUCCAGAGGAAAUAGCAAUCCCCAACGAGUUCAAGACAGGGGUUACUAGCUGCUCCAGUCUUAGCUUCUUUAGGCUCCCAUGACAUGGGAAAUAUUGCUUUGUAUCCUGGUAUAUUUCUCCUCUUCAGCAAUUCCAAGUAUAUUAUUUGUAUGCUACUUAUCUGGAGUGUAAUUAAUGAUUCCUAUUUCGUGAGAUGACAUUUUCGAUUA
Zingiber officinale is the source of this 1832-nucleotide messenger RNA. Its product is annotated as nuclear transport factor 2-like. Gene Ontology annotation, molecular function: mRNA binding. The coding region runs from base 319 to 1671 and encodes 450 amino acids. The transcript has 9 exons. The record is from RefSeq and is a predicted model, not a curated record. NCBI's taxonomy places the organism in Eukaryota, Viridiplantae, Streptophyta, Magnoliopsida, Zingiberales, Zingiberaceae. Gene Ontology annotation, cellular component: ribonucleoprotein complex; cytosol.